ACAAGUAGAAAGAGCUUCAAGUGCGAGGACGCGUUCAGAGACAGCGGCGGGAGCCCGACAGACGCACGCGUUAUGGACUACUGCUGACCGGAGCCACAGAGACGCACAGAGACGCACAAACCCGCACCGCCACCGCAGCAGCAGCACCGCCAACCACCGUCCCAGCGCACACCUGCAGACUUCACGCACUUUUGCACCUUUUAUUUCUACUUUCUAGCGCGUAAGAGUCAAGACAGAAAGUUAUUCGAGCCCAGAACCAGCGUGCGUAAAAAUGAAACUGUUGCUCUUGCCACUUUUGAUGGCCGUUUUUGCCUCAUCUGAAGUUUACGGCGAGGAGAGCAGCCCCAGAGAAGAUGCGGACUUCUGGACGAGCAAUAAUCAGAUACAGGACGGCUGGAUUUCGAACCCGUACCCCUUCAGAGAAAUACUAAUGCGGAUGACCAGGAAGCCACGGCCGCAUCAGUUCAUCGGGCUGAUGGGAAAACGAUCCAUGGCGGCAAACGCACAGAUCACCCACAAAAGGCAUAAAAUCAACUCUUUCGUUGGUUUAAUGGGCAAACGGAGUGAAGAAGAACCAGAUUCUUAUGAAUGGAGCACAAUACAAAGUUACGACAAACGGCGCUAAAGCCCGUUCCUCCUCCACCGUGCGUCUCAUCUCACCAUCGCUCACAUGUGGGAGGGGGUCGGCCGUUUUGUUUUCUCCAGCCUGUGCAUAGGUGUUUGUCGAUGAAAAAGAUUCUGUUUACACUCGUGAUGUAGCAGUGCUGUACCUGUGCUGAUCUUUAUUUGUCCCACACACAAAUCUGGAAAGGAAAAUCACAUUUAGACAGUUCAGAUCAGACAGUGGUGGAGGAAGGGUUUUGUUACGGAAGUAAAAGUACAGACGCAGAAUCCGUGUGUCGUUCGUUUGUUUGUUUUUCAAAAUAAAAACAAAAAUAAAAAACAAAACAAAAAAGAGCUGUUUGCUUCAUUAUUUGUCUCCAAAAUCAAAAUGAAAAAAUGGUUAAUGGUUUUUCAGUUUUCGAGUUUGUGUUUAAAUGAAGAAUGGAAAAAAACGUUUGUGUCGCAUACGGACUGAUCCAAGACUGAACCAAGACUGAUCCAGAACUGAUCCAGGACUGAGACCGGGACUGAGACCGGGAUCUGGUUAAGUCCUGGUUCAGUCCUGGUUUAGACCUGGUUCAGUCCUGGUUUAGUCCAGGUUUAGACCUGGUCCAAUCCUGGUUUAGACCUGGUUUAGUCCUUGUUUAGUCCUGGUUUAGACCUGAUUUAGUCCUAGUUUAGACCUGGUUUAGUCCUGGUUCAGUCCUGGUUUAGACCUGGUUUCAUCCUGUUUUAGUCCUGGGAUCAGUCCUGAUUCAGUCCUAGUCCUGGUUCCAGUCUGGUCCCGGUCUCAGUACUGAUCAGUCUAACCCGGCGCACCUCUGGGCCCGUCCCGACACUCCUGGUUUAGUCCUGGUUUAGUCCUGGUUCAGUCCAUAUGCGGCGCAAAAGUUCAACAUCACAGUUUAAGUCACGGAAAUGGGAAAUGGCGUUAUCCGUUUUUUCCAUUUUUCAUUUAAACACAAAAUCAAAAAGUGAAAAAACAAACCAUUAUCCAUUUUUUUCAUUUUAGUUUUGGAGACAAAUAAUGAAGAAAAUCGUUGUUUUUUUUGUUUUUUUUUUUUAUUUUCUUAUUUUUAGUUUUAUUUUGAAAAACAAAUGAACGAAUGAUACACGGAUUAUUCAAAAGAUUAAUCAAGUACAAGUGAAAGUAUCACAUGUAAAAAUCUACUUAAAGGUGCACUGCGUAACUUUUUAGGUUGGGCGUCCUGUUCGUUACCAUGGAGAUGCUGCUGCUUUGCCUAAAAUGUUCCACAGUGUUGUUUUAAACUUAUAUAAGAAGCUUUUAUUCAACUCUGGGUGUUUUUAUAGCUCAAAAAUACAUUUAAAAACAUGUAUCUUACUGUGAGUGGGGUCGCCUUUUCACAGAUCUGACCCGUAAACUGCUUCCUGUUUGUUUCUAUGGAGACUGAAAGGUUUAAUGCCAUACUUUGGUAUAUUUUAGGUAAAGCAAUCAUCUCUAUGAACACAAGUAAACCAGAAAAAGCACCUUUAAGUAAAAAUUUGAAGUAGAAAAUGUGCUUUAAGAGUAAAAUUAAAAGGUAUUUUGCUCAGAUUUUUAGAAUAAUUUAAGAAAAUAAAUUAAUAAAGUUAUUUUCUUUUUAUUUUAUUCUUUUUUUGUGGAUUUUAGUGGAAGUUAAAUGUGCUAAAAAGAAAUUUCAGAAAGUCUCAAACCAUAAAGAAAAACGUUUUGCUUUUCGGUCCAGAUUUAAAAAGUAGUAGAGUAGAAAGUACAAAUACCUGUUCUCAAAUGUUGUGAAGUAAAAGUACAAAGCAUCCACUGUAAAAUGUACUUAAGUAAAGUACAUAUACCUGUUCUCAAAUGUAGUGAAGUAAAAGUACAAAGUAUCCACUGUAAAAUGUACUUAAGUAAAGUACACAUACCUAAAAAUUGUACUUGAAUCUUGUACUUUAACUUUUGUACUUCAUUACCUUCCACCACUGCAGUAGCACCAUGAUAAUUACUAUUUACGUUUACUUCAGUAUAUUACAAAUAAAACAAUAUUUUUGGGGGGUCAGUAUUUUUUGUGUACUUUUUUUGUAGUAGUGGAAAUUUUUGGUAAUUUUUUCUGCAAUAUGAUAAAAAUUUGAGCUAUAGAAGGUUGAAUUAUGAACUAAAAUCACAAACACAAACGACUUAAAGGUGCACUGUGUAACUUUUCUUGCAUUUGCUUGCCUCCGUGGUGAUGUUAUUGCUUUGCCUGGGAUGUUCCGCAGUACGGCAUAAAAAAAAAAAUCUCGUAUUUAUUCAAUUACGAGUUUUUUAGAGCUAAAAACGACCGCAAAAACUUACAUUAUUGCCAUGAUUGGGCGCAUUUCUCCACAGAUCUGACCAGUAACUUGGCCUGGUGUUUCCAUGGAGAUAGUUAGAUGAAAUGCCAGAAACAAUAACAUCUAUGUGGAGUCAAAAAAGUUACGCAAUGCAGCUUUAAACUGUUUAUUUACACAGCACAACGAUAUUUAAAGGUGCGUUGCGUAACGUCCGUCAAACGCUUUUCUCCAUGGAGUUUUCUGGAAUAUUUUUGUCUGGAAUGUUCCACAGUAUGGGUUUAAACCUUUCUAUCUCCAUGGAAACCAAACCAGAUCAUAUUACAGGUCAGAUCUAUGGAGAGGCGACCCCACUCACAGUCAGAAUGCCUGUUUUUCUAGGUAUUUUUGAGCCAUAAAACCACCUGUAAACGAAUAAACGCAAGGCAGAUCUGAUUAAAGUCAUACUGAGGAACAUUCCAGACAGAGCAAUGAUACACUCAACCAAAAAAGUUACACAAUUCACCUUUAACAACAUCUUACAUUUAGAAUACUUUCAUUUAGAGUGUUCCAAAUUGGUUUUCGUGACAGGUUUACUGAAAGUACGAUGUAAAAAUAAAAAAAGGUACAGUGUCAUUUAUUUGAUGUUAGUUUCUGUGACGAUUUUUUGGCCCAUUAUAUUUGUUGUUGUGGACCAUCCAAGCAAGGCCGUACCUCGGGGUCUGGAGAACACUGCACUGCCAAAGUCACAGUCUAGUGCCUCAUAAGAGUUCGGUGAUAAUUGUCCAGUAGAGUCCCAAACACGUCUAGAGAAUUAAGGCUUUUAAGUGACUUUUCUUGGCGCUGUCAUUCUAACCUCACAGGCCCAUGAUUUCUGUGUGUUAUUAUCAGUGGUGGGACAAAUAUUAAAAUUAUUUUCUUUACCUGUUCAA
Molecule: messenger RNA, 3782 nt
Organism: Boleophthalmus pectinirostris (great blue-spotted mudskipper)
Lineage: Eukaryota; Metazoa; Chordata; Actinopteri; Gobiiformes; Gobiidae
Gene: tac1
Product: tachykinin precursor 1
Exons: 5
Coding region: 272-625 (117 amino acids)
Biological process (GO): tachykinin receptor signaling pathway
Source: RefSeq, a predicted model, not a curated record